AUGCCGGCAGUCCGCUCCUUUUAUACUGUUGUCUGUUUGGCAGCUUGCCUGGCGCAAGUUUGGGCUGGUGACUAUAGCCAAGGCGGCAACAACAAUGACAACAACAAUGGCAACAACUACAAUGGCGGCGGCGGCGGCGGCGGAGGCUCCUGGGGUAAUGGUGGCCAAGGUCAAGGCCAGGGCCAAGGCAAAGGCGGCUGGGGUGGUGGUAACGGCGGCGGCGGUAGCGGCAGCGGAAAAGACAACAACAACCAGCAGCAGCAAUGCCAGGCCUCGACGGUCAUCCAGACCUCUGUCAUGACAGUCAAUGCCGCACCCACCACGAUCGUCCAGGCCCAAAAUUGCCCGCCUGCCGCUGCGGCCGUGACCAUGACUGAAACUAUGACCGUCACCGCCGUGUCACCAUGCACAGCACCCGCCGUGACCGCCUACGUUACGCAAUAUGUGAACGCGCCACCUGGCUGCUGGUGUGGUAGUGGCUCUCCCCCAGCUAAUGCGGCUGUAUCUGCCUGGGCAAUGGGAGGCUCCGGCGCGGCCGCGGCUGUCAUGGCUGCAGGCAAUGCCCAGGUGUUCACAUCCACAAAUGCCGCUUUCACUCCUGGUCUCUCUUCGAUUCCUGCCGCUCAGGCCGUCAAGACCGGAGUCACUGUGGCCGGGGCCGCGGCAGCAGCCACUCCAGCAGCAAGCAGUGCUAGCGCUGCGGCUGUCUCUCCUGGAAGCUUCUUUACAGAUGCAUCUUCAGCCUCGGCGUCGGUAGCAUCUUCAGCAUCAGGUGAGUUGUGA
This is a messenger RNA of Exophiala dermatitidis NIH/UT8656, 783 nucleotides long. RefSeq lists its product as uncharacterized. Lineage: Eukaryota; Fungi; Ascomycota; Eurotiomycetes; Chaetothyriales; Herpotrichiellaceae. The coding region runs from base 1 to 783 and encodes 260 amino acids. The record is from RefSeq and is a predicted model, not a curated record. The transcript has 3 exons.